AUGGUCAUUGAGAGGUGUUUGCUUGAAUGGGGAGUUGAUAAUGUGUUUACAAUGAUUGUAGAUAAUGCAAGUUCAAAUGAUGUUGCCAUUGCCUACAUAAAAAGAAAAGUUUCAAAUUGGAGAAAAGACAUUCUAGGGGGCAAAUUCUUACAUAUGAGAUGCAUUGCACAUAUAAUUAACCUAGUUGUGCAAGAAGGUUUGAAAGAAAUGGGGGAUUCAAUUGCUCGUAUUAGAGAUGCAGUCAGAUAUGUUAGGCAUUCACUUGCUAGGUUGAAAAAUUUCAAGCGUUGUGCAGAAGUAGAAAAAGUAGAAUACAAAAAGAUGUUAUGCUUAGAUGUUAGCACUCGAUGGAAUUCUACUUAUCUAAUGCUAGACACAGCUCAAAGAUAUGAAAUGGCUUGUGAAAGGUUUAGGGAUGAAGAUCCUUCAUUUAGAAUUGAGCUUGAGACUAGGGAUGGCAUACCAAGUAGUUUUGAUUGGGAAAAAGUCAGAAAAUUUGUGAUGUUUUUGGAACACUUCUAUGAACUCACUAUACGAGUUUCAGGUUCUUUGUAUGUUACAAGUAAUACAUUUUUUGAUGAAAUUAGUGGGAUUGAUUGUCUUCUAAAGCAGCGGGAAAAUAGUGAUGACCUAAAGUUGAGUUUAAUGAGCAUGAAAAUGAAGGAUAAAUACAACAAGUACUGGGGAAACAUUGACAAAAUGAAUAUGUUGAUCUUUGUUGCAUCUAUUCUUGAUCCUAGAUGUAAGUUGGGAUUUGUGCAAUAUGCUCUUUCUACUAUGUAUGAAGGUGACAAGGGUUUUUUGGUGGGUCAAAUGGUUCAGGAUACAACAUUUGAAUUGUUUGCUGAGUAUAAAAAGUUAUCACAAUUUAAAAAUGAAGAAUCAAACACAAGUGAAACUUCAAGCUCCACUUGCUCCACUGGUCAAGGUGAAGCAGCAGAACGAAAGUUCAAAGUUUUGUAUUAA
Messenger RNA from Malania oleifera, 966 nucleotides. RefSeq names its product zinc finger BED domain-containing protein RICESLEEPER 2-like. Lineage: Eukaryota; Viridiplantae; Streptophyta; Magnoliopsida; Santalales; Ximeniaceae. Gene Ontology annotation, molecular function: DNA binding. Bases 1 to 966 code for a protein of 321 amino acids. The record is from RefSeq and is a predicted model, not a curated record. The transcript has a single exon.